Messenger RNA from Calliphora vicina (urban bluebottle blowfly), 2855 nucleotides. RefSeq names its product General vesicular transport factor p115 (gene p115). Gene Ontology annotation, biological process: vesicle fusion with Golgi apparatus; intracellular protein transport; transcytosis. Gene Ontology annotation, molecular function: protein binding. The transcript has a single exon. The record is from RefSeq and is a predicted model, not a curated record. Gene Ontology annotation, cellular component: ER to Golgi transport vesicle membrane; endoplasmic reticulum; Golgi stack. Bases 34 to 2649 code for a protein of 871 amino acids. NCBI's taxonomy places the organism in Eukaryota, Metazoa, Arthropoda, Insecta, Diptera, Calliphoridae.
AUAAACUUAAGUUGAGAAAUUAAGAGAAACUCAAUGGAUUUUCUUAAAAGUGGCAUUAAAACAGUGCUGGGUGCCACGGAACCGGGUCAGCAGCCCAGCCCUGCAGAAACUGUAGAAAAACUUGUAGAUAGAGCAGCCUCAUCGACCUUGUUGGAAGAUAGGCGUGAUGCCUGUCGCGCUCUAAAAGCUCUUUCAAAGAAAUAUCGCAUAGAGGUAGGUGCACAAGGAAUGCCUGCGUUAGUGUCAGUGCUGCAAAAUGACUGUCAAGAUUGUGAAAUAAUAUCGUACGCUUUGGAUACUCUCUGCAAUGUAGUCGCCACAGAGGAAUUUGAUGAAGAAGCUGAUAAUCCAGCGGUGUCGGUUAAUGUGGGUGAACAAUUCACCGAAAUGUUUAUUAAGAAUCCAGAACAUGUCACAUUGGUUAUGGGCUGUUUGGAGGAAUACGAUUUUCGUGUUAGGCGAGCAUCUAUACAACUGUUGACGACCUUGAUACAAAAUAAGACCAGAGAUUUACAAGAACAUAUACUAGUAAGUCCCAUGGGUGUUUCCAAGCUAAUGGAUUUGUUGUCGGAUAGUCGAGAAGUGAUACGCAACGAUGCCUUGCUGUUGCUCAUCCAACUGACUAAAGGUAAUUCUAACAUACAAAAGAUAGUGGCCUUUGAAAAUGCUUUCGAUAAAAUAUUCGACAUAAUACGUGACGAAGGUUGUGCGGAAGGUGGUAUUGUUGUAGAGGACUGUUUGAUCUUGAUGUUAAAUUUGCUUAAGAAUAACUCCAGUAAUCAGCAGUUCUUCAAGGAGGGCUCAUAUAUACAACGUUUAGCCCCCAUGUUUGAGUUGACCAAUAGCGAGGUGGAGGGAGAACAGGGUUGGGCUCCACAGAAAAUGUCAAAUGUUCAUUGUAUGCUACAAGUAGUGAGGUCAUUAGUCACGCCCAGUAAUCAGCAACAAGUUGUGGCGUCAUGCCAGAAGGCCAUGAAACAGUCAAAGCUUUUAGAAGCUCUGUGUGAGAUUCUUAUGAGUAGUGGGGUGCCCGCGGACAUCUUAACGGAAACUAUAAAUGCUGUAGCCGAAGUGGUAAGGGGAGAUGCUGAUAACCAAAAUCAGCUUAGUAAAGUUAUGGCUCCUAGUACACCACCUAGGCCAGUCAUUGUGGUGUUGCUGAUGUCCAUGAUUAAUGAGAAACAAAUGUUGGCCUUGCGUUGUUCGGUACUCUAUUCAUUCCAAUGUUAUUUAUAUCGCAAUUCUGCAGGACAACAGGCCGUUGUCUCUACACUUUUACCUUCAUCCGCUGCUGAUGUUUCUAGUCUAUCUACAGGUCAACUUUUGUGCACUGGUUUGUUUUCCACUGACUCUUUGGCCAAUUGGUUUUCUUCAGUGGCUUUGAUGCAUACUUUGGUUGACAAUACCGCCCAGAAGGAAGAACUACUACGAGUGCUGUUAGCCACUCCUGGUGGCCAUAAACCAAUAACUCUUCUCGAACAGUGUACAAAUCUCUUGCAACAAGAGUCCUACAAAUUACAAAGUAAAGUCGGUCUUUUAAUGUUGUUAAGUAUGUGGUUGGCUCAUUGCCCAACUGCAGUCAAAACUCUGUUACAAUCCCAGGGCACAAUGGCUUAUUUAACAGCUCAGAUAAGUGGCAAUGAACACGAUGAAAAUGAGUAUUUAGUGCAGGGUUUAUGUGCAUUUCUUAUGGGUCUUUGCAUACAAUUCAAUGACAACAGUCUACCCGGUCAGAAAAGGGAUGAAAUUUGUCAACUGAUUAUAAAGAGAAUUGGCCAGGAAAACUUUUGUAACAAACUAAAUGAGGUUUCACGCCAUGAGGCCUAUAGUAGAGCCUGCAAACAACCACAAAUUAGAGCUAAAUCCGCUAACGAACUUCUACUGGAUUAUGAGUAUUGUAAACUAUUCAAAGGCCUUGAAGCUUUAGUAGUUAAACUUGUAACAGGUUUUGAUGUUAAUGGAGUAGAACUAACCGAACUAACGCUAAGUUCAGAGGCAUCGGCUUUAGUCGCUCAAUACAAAGGCAUCAUUAGAGGACUUGAUACGCAAAUAACAUCUCUACAGGAUACUGUGAAAAAACUGGAGACGAAAAGUGCCGAUCAGGAACAAAAACUAGCGGAACUACAAACUCAAAAUCAUCAAUUGACCGAUCAAAAUACCCUGCUUAAAGCCCAGCUGUCGGCUAUAAAAAGUAAUGAUUCUUCCACAAACUCUUCUACACCCAAUAAUGAAAAUAAUCCCCACAUCAACACCACAUCAUCUUCAAAUCAAGCGACAUUAGAAGCCCUUAAUGCUGCCCAAUUUCAGACCAAUCUCUAUUAUACCGAAAAUUUACGCUUAAAUCAAGAAAUUGAAGCAUUGCGUAAACGUCUACAAGAUGCCAUUGAAGCGGCCAAUUCAGCGAAUGAAAAUCAUCAUAAACUACAAAAAGAUCAAGAAGAUCUAUUAGAACUUCUAACGGAUCAGGAAAAUAAAAUACAACGUUAUGCCGAUCAAAUGAGAGCAGCUGGUCUGCCAGUUGAAGACGACGAGAAUGACGAUGCCGAAGAUCUUGAAUCGGGCGACGUUAAGGUCAAUACACAUGCUCAGUCAUCGGUUGUAAUAAAUUCCUUAGAAAAUGCAAGUCCCACACAUAUGCAAAAUAUUUAAAUACAUAUAUACCUACUACAUACUUAUUUAUAGAAAAGUAAGAAAUUGCUCGUAUGCAUGUUUUUUAAUAGAAUUAAAGCCUGGCUUUGGAAAACGUUCGCAUGUGUAGUGUGUGUUAUAGUUCAAGAUGUUUUAAAUGUAACGAUUAAAAAUGAUAAUAAUCUUAAGUACAUACUAUAUAAUAAAAAAUAAUAAUUAUAACAAAA